Molecule: messenger RNA, 1899 nt
Organism: Brachypodium distachyon (stiff brome)
Lineage: Eukaryota; Viridiplantae; Streptophyta; Magnoliopsida; Poales; Poaceae
Product: IQ domain-containing protein IQM2
Exons: 9
Coding region: 1-1830 (609 amino acids)
Source: RefSeq, a predicted model, not a curated record
AUGGGUUUGUCGAUCUCAUACCCACCGGAUGACUACCUGCCAGCGGAUGAUGAAAACUCAGACAGGUUGUUCGUUCGGUCCUUCAGCUUCGACAACCUCAGCACCCUGGAGACCCUGGAGUCACCACCAUCAUCCAGGAAGGUUGCGGUAAAAGGGUCCUUAAACAGCAGGAGAAGAGAGGGUAAUCCAUUGCACGUUGAAACUAUGAUAUCCAUGGUUAGUCCUAAACCUGACAAGGAGUGUUGCAACCACAAGCACAGUCAUGGCCUGCCAAAAUAUGGGCCCACCGACCUGCCACCAAAUUCUCCGGUGGUCGGGAUGGUCAGCCCGCAGCACCAGGCUGCAGCAGUAAGGUUGCAGAAGGUGUACAAGAGUUUUCGAACAAGACGGCAACUUGCAGAUUGUGCUGUUCUUGUUGAACAACGGUGGUGGAAACUACUCGAUUUCGCGCUGCUCAAGCGCAGUUCGGUGUCAUUCUUCGAGGACGAAAAGCCGGAAUCUGCCCUCUCAAGAUGGUCUCGUGCGAGAAUAAAGGCUGCCAAGGUAGGCAAAGGUCUGUCCAAGGAUGAAAAGGCUCAAAAGCUCGCACUUCAGCACUGGCUCGAAGCAAUUGACCCUCGACAUCGGUAUGGUCACAACCUCCAUUAUUACUACCAAAGUUGGCUUCACUGCGAUAGUCAACAGCCUUUCUUCUAUUGGUUGGAUGUAGGUGAAGGAAAGGAGGUCAAUCUUGAGGACCACUGCCCGAGAUGGAAGCUGCUGCAGCAAUGCAUCAGGUAUCUUGGUCCUAAAGAGAGGGAGUUUUACGAGGUAACAAUCGAGAACAGGAAGAUGAUGUACAAGGUGAGCCGCAGGAUUAUCGACACGUCUGAGGGCCCGAAGAAUGCAAAAUGGAUCUUUGUGUUGAGCACAACAAGAGUUCUGUACAUCGGCACGAAGAGCAAGGGCACAUUUCAGCACUCCAGCUUCCUCGCCGGUGGUGCCACAUCUGCUGCAGGGAGACUAGUCGUGGAGAACGGAAUCCUAAAGGCUGUCUGGCCUCAUAGCGGGCAUUACCGGCCUACGGAGGCGAAUUUCCGGGAGUUCAUGAAGUAUCUCAGGAAGAGGAACGUCGACUUCACCAAUGUAAAGUUGAGCCCGUCAGAAGGCGAGGAGGACGAGUGGAUCAGGCAGAGCAGCAGCCUCUCCCAGAUGGUCCUAACUCCAGAGAGCAGCCAGCAAGAGAAGCAAGAAGACCCCAAGCUCCAUCCCCCUGACGCCGACAACGACAAAACCAAGGCAACCGCCACGCCGGCCACGCCGCCUUCCACCCGCGCCGAGACGGGGUCGCCGACGAUGAAGCGAUCCUCGUCGGGCACCCGGCUGCAGCGGAAGCGGCCGCCGAGGCUGACGCUGAGCAAGGACGGGCUGGGCGGCGGCAGCAAGGCGGAGCAGGGCGCGGGGGCGUUCGGGGACUGCCUGGACUUCUGCAAGGAGAACCUGUUCAGGGGUCAUGGCGGCGAAGCGGAGGGGGAAGAGGAGGAGGAGGUGGUGGUGCCGCAGGAGAAGAUCAUGCACCGGAUCAACUCCAAGAUGGCGCACAGGUCGUACCAGCUCGGGAAGCAGCUGUCGUCCCGGUGGACCACGGGCGCCGGGCCCCGGAUCGGCUGCGUCCGCGACUACCCGCCCGAGCUCCAGUUCCGGUCGCUGGAGCAGGUCAGCCUCUCUCCCCGCGGCGGCGGCGGUAUGCCCAGGAUUGGCGGAGGGACGCCCGGCCGGCAGAGCCCCUCCUGCGCGCCGCCAUUCACGCGCACGGCAUCGCCGCUUGGUGCGGCCGGGACUCCCACAUAAUACUAGGAUCGGAACGCACCGAAUGGUCGGUUCUCGUCAGGUGAAUAUAGGGGGGGUUGUAUCUAAAGC